UCUCUCUCUCUCUUCCCCCUUGGUAAUGGAAAGAAUACUUAGUUGGAGGCAGAAAACUGAAUUAGAAUCCUGAUGCUUUCUAGCUAUGUGAUCUCAGAGCCCUUUUGGGCCUCUCCUCUCCUAAUUAAUAAUAACUAACAUUCGUACAGCAGUUUAAUGUUUGCAGAAUGCUUUCCAUGUGUUAUCUCUUGGUAUUUAAGGUCUUCCACAGCCUGGUGCCCACCCACCUUUCCAGUCAUAUUUCCUAGUACCACAUUUCAUGGGCUUCACAUCCCAGCCAAUCUGGACUACUAUUCACCCAACUCCAUCCUCCACCUCUUGCCUCCAUGCAUUUGCACAAGCCAUUUCCCAUAUUUAGAAUGAUUUACAUCCUCUGCCUUUUCUUUCUUUAAGGCUCGAUUCCUCUGGAAAUUCCCUCAAUCUCCACCAUUUAUUUGUGUUCACUCCCUCCUCAAGUUUCCUCAUACUAUAUUUACUUGUUUAUAUAUCUCCUCCCACAUUCAGUAAGUACAGUGUAACAUUUUUGAGAUAAGAGACUUUCUUAUUUUUACCUUUGCAUGUACAGCUCCAAACUCUUUGAGUUCUACAUGGCAGGGGCCUACUGUUCACUGAAUUGAACUGAACUAAAAUCACUUCUUUCUAGGCUUUGGUUUCUUCAUCUGAAAUGAGGGGAUUAGAUUACAUGGUUUCUGAGAUUCCAUCUUGUUCUAAAUCCUAUGUGAGUGUUUUUCCCAGCAGAAGGAUUCAAGCUCCUUGGCUCCAAGUUGGAAGUCCAGUUAUUUUCCUCAUCCGCAGCAAUGUCAGUGACACAUAUCCUCUUCAGUCUCCCGCCUUCCCUGUCCCUGCCUGAUCAUCUGCCCUUCCCCAAGCCUCCCCUCAUCGCUGGGGAAAGGUUAUCACUAAGCCCAGAUGACUUCCCUGGGAAUAGAGGGGUCGAGGAGACAGACACUGGUCCUGCUGCUAGCUGGAGGAGAUAAGAGAGGCAGGUGUUUCUCCCCAGCAGUCAUUGCCUCUGGUCCACCAUGCCCAAGGGUUUGCUGCUCCUAGUACUGUGGGCUUUGCUGGGGGAUCUGCCGGCAGCCGAGGGCCGGACAUCUCCCUAUGCAGUAAAGCUGUGUGGCCGAGAGUUCAUCCGGGCUGUCAUCUUUACCUGUGGGGGAUCUCGAUGGAGAAGGGCUAGGGCAGGGGAUGCCUUUACUGAGGAGCUGGGGGGUGAGUCCCAGGAGACCACUUCGAUUGAAUGGCUGUCCAGCCCCCUCUUGCCACUGUCCAGGGAGCCUGAAGACUUUUACAGCAGCGUGGGAGGCCCCAGCUGGUCCAGGAUGUCCAGGAGCCCGUCAGAGUCAGAGCCUGAGGCCAGGUCUGGCCAGGGCUUCCUUCGAGGUGGUCGGGAUGUUCUGGCAGGUGUCUCCAGCAACUGCUGCAAGUGGGGCUGUAGCAAGACUGAGAUCAGCAGCCUGUGCUGAAUGACCUUCCCCCUUCUACUCCUCCUGGUUCUAGACUCCAGGUCCCCCUGCCCUCUGCCCCUCCAGGGGCCACACUCUAGGUCUUCCCUCUCACUCUUGUCCCUACUUUGUUCUUCCCUCACUUCAUUUUCCAGUGCUAGACUGGGGUUCCCUUCCCUUCCCUCUCUCUGCUCUACCUUCCUUUCUGGUGUGAGAUUCCAGGGCCCUCCUCUUUCUCUCUGCCCCUUAUUCUCUUCUUCAGACUGCCCCCGCUCCAGCCCUAGAUCUGUAUGUACUGUCCCCUCAACUUUGCCCCUCUCCUCUGCCUGGUCCUUGAGCUGUUUGGGAAAUGGAGCCUGGGGAAAUGGACCCUGCCUAAUUCACCCCACCCAUCACCCUUCUGCUGUUAUUGUGGGUACCAGGAGGACAUCGAUUGUGGGGGUGGUCAUAGAGAGCUCUCCUAAGUCACUAAUUUCUGGUCUAGGGAAAAAAAUUGUCAUACAGAUUUAUAGGAUCAUAGAUUAAAGCUGGACAGGAACUCAGAUAUAUUCCCAUAGUUGCAACCUGGGAUCGGCCCACUUGUGAUUGUGAAUACUCACAACCACACCACACACAGUGAUACCUACAUUACUCUACACCCACAAUCAUUCAGUCAUGCAGGCAAUCGACAGACAGUUGCUAUUCUGUACUCACUGUGGGGGAUGGGGAAAGGGUGGGUGGCUGGGGCUGGGAGGCCGGAUGCCUGGGUUCAGGAUGUGGGUUGGCCCUGGUCCAAGCUCUCUCAAAGUCUCAAUAAAACUCAGAAUAACUUUGUG
Molecule: messenger RNA, 2260 nt
Organism: Phascolarctos cinereus (koala)
Lineage: Eukaryota; Metazoa; Chordata; Mammalia; Diprotodontia; Phascolarctidae
Source: RefSeq, a predicted model, not a curated record